Molecule: messenger RNA, 1431 nt
Organism: Ectocarpus sp. CCAP 1310/34
Lineage: Eukaryota; Phaeophyceae; Ectocarpales; Ectocarpaceae
Source: the annotation of a GenBank genome assembly
AUGCCAGGUUCGAAACGUGAAGAAGAGGACCGCUCACGGCUUGACGGCUUCGAGAUCGAGAUUUUCAAACUCGUCCAGAGGGGGGCAACUUCAGAGCAAUGGAAGGAGUGGCUUCGAGCACCUCGGGAGCAUGCCGCGGCCGAGGGGAACUUGGAUUUCUUCACACGGCUGAUGGACGCUGGUGCCAACGCGGGAGCAGGCUGGCGGGGUUGUAAUGGCCGCACACUGCUGGGUGCGGCUGCAUUUGGUAGGAGUGAGAAGAUGGUUCGCACCACGCUAACCGCGGGGGCGACGGAUGAUGUAAACGUCCUGUUCGGGGGUGAACGCGAGGCGCUCAUGAUCGAUGGGGCAGAUCCGAAUGUGCGUGAUCGGAGGAAACGUAGUCCGCUCCACCUCGCUGCCGUAGCUGGGCACCAUCGAGUUGUAGGAAUGCUUCUUCUGAACAGGGCCUGUGUACACGCGAAGACGGCUUCCCAGCAGACUCCUCUCCACCUGGCUGCUUUCCACGGCAAUGCGCUGUGCAUUUCUGAGCUUCUGCUGGGCGCGAACAGCCACCUCGAGGCAGUCCAAGAGCUUCUAGCUGCUGGUGCCAAUUACAGCCUGCGUACCAACGGCAGCCGUUCUCCGCUCGAGAUUGCUGCAAACAGAGGUCAAGCGGACGUCGUGAAGGCAUUGCUUGACAAAGACAGUGGUGAAGUCGACGCCACCGAUGGUGGUGGAUGGGCAGCCCUACACUAUGCUGCAUCGAUUGAUGGACCUGUCCGCGACAAUGGUGAUGCUGUCCGUGUACUGUUGAGAGCUGGGGCUGAUGUCAGCGCCAAGGGCACCAAAGACCCCUGCGAUACGUCGCUCUAUCUUGCCGUUAAUCGUCGGAUAGCAUCCGACGGCACGAUUCGCGCCCUGUUGGAGGGAGGGGCCAAUAUCAAUGCGCGCAUUGGAGGCGACCAGACACCACUGCACGUAGCUUGCAGUCGUUCGAGUGCUGUUGGCGUUGAGCUUUUACUACGUUGGGGGGCAGAUGACAAGCUCACGACCAACGUUGGACAGACGCCCGCACACGUGGUACGAGCGCUGCAGCAGGAUGACCUUGACGACGAAGAACUCGAGGCCGACAACCAGCGCAUUCGACGAAUGUUGGCGCGCGAUCCAGCCGCCAGGUCAUGGCGUCGCCGCGGCUGGCUAGUGCUGAGCCGUUCAUGCCCGACCAGGGUGCAGAUCGCGAACGGCAGCAGCAGCAGCAGCAGCAGCAGCAGCAGCAGCAGCAGCAUCAACGGCAACUCCGCGAAGGUGGCGAAGGUCAGCGGCGAGAGUUCAAGUCGGGAUGAUGAGGAGACGGCAGACGACAUGAUGGUGGACUUGAGGGAUCUGGUGGGCAGGCUGAUUGCACUGGAGGCAGAUGGCGUGUUUCGCUUGGUGGUGGGCUUUCUGUGA